AUGACGGAUUUCGCUCUUCCAGUGUCAAAGGCGAUACAGAUACUUCUUCUUCCUGAAGAACAUUAUGAAAACCCAGUCAUGAUGACUGAGAGCAUCACCAGUUCUCCCGGCUUUUCGCUUAUCAUGGACGUAAGAAAUGUGAAUAUCAGAGCCAACAAAGCCGCAAUUAUCAAAUUAUACACGGAAUCUUGGCCUAUAACUGUACUUGCAUUUGCACUCACUGGAAUUUCUGGAAUGUUCAUAUGGGUCCUGGAAUUUCCCCGUUCAUUUGUUAAGGGUUCUUACGAAGGCUUUUGGUGGGCAUUUGUUACAAUGACAACAGUUGGUUAUGGUGAUAAAACUCCCAAAUUUAUUUUGGGUCGCCUGUUUGGAGUGAUUUGGAUCAUGUUUGGUCUGAUCCUUGUUGCUGUCUUUACAGCUACUGCCACUAGUGCACUCAGCACAAACAUGCAUAGCUUCGUAAGAGUUGAGGGAAAUAAGAUUGGUGUGUUGAACAACACUUCGGCGGGCUUAGAGGCUAAAAAAAAAGGAGCGUUUGUCACGACUUUCUCGUCAGUUAAAAAGAUGUUCUCCAGUCUACGGAGUGAUGAAAUAGACGGUGUUCUCAUGGACAGAUUUAGAGCCGCAGUGAUUCUGCGCGCAAUGAGAGAAAGGACGAUAAGAGUGUUUACUAGCUACGAUGUAAAAGUCCCGUACUACCUUGCAAUACGCGACACUUUGAGAGACCUGGUUGCAGAGGGUUCAUGUUUCAAAAACAGGAUUGAAAGGCAGGAUUUCGAAAGCCUGUUUAUCAAAUAUCUUGAGCCAACAGUGAUGUUUAACACUGAUACAGACUCCUACAAUGUGUUUUCGGGUGACUCACCUAACACUCGUAGAUUUUUGUUGAUCGUCGUGUGUGUAUUCCUGGGUUCCGCUUUCACUGGCAUAACAGCUGAAGUUAUUUACAGGAAGUUGAGGAAAGGAAAUUUGAGAGUGAAAACUGGAGAAGACCCAGAAAACGGACAUGAUUUGAGGGAAGUUAGCGUGCACAGUGUGGCUAAACCUAACCUGACCAAUGUGGAGAACAAAUUAAGACAACUGGUCGAUGAGGUCAGCAAACUACGAGAACAGAUGUCAACUAUCUCAUCCAACACCGAUGGUUCUUUUCGAGAGGAACGGCGAGGCACAACUCACAUGUGACAAUAUCUCUACUCUGAGUUUGGGAUAAUGUCCAUAGCCACCAGUUACUGAUAUUUUAACCUAAAUCUCCAAGAUUAAAGGAGGCAUACAUAUAAUUUGGGCGGAUCCCACCCAUCGAUAGACUUGUUAGCCUCAGCAUAACGCACUUUGAUCAUGAGGACGAUCGCUGAAGAAUGAUUAUACAGUUUUUAGAGUGCAAACCUGUCAAGUCGUAACGAGGGGGACUUUGGGGUUUGCGGUGUUGCGAUGUUAAACAACUCGGGUUAAGUCCUGGUGUGCCGGUUAACGAAAAUAUAAGCUAUCAGGUAUCUUAAAUAAUAUCCAUAUCACGAUCAUCAUUAGAACGGACUACGCCUGUUUACGACAAUCGUUUCCUACUCAACCCAAUGUAAAGAUCAAAUUAGGAUACCUCAUGAGAGUGUAAUAUCUCCAAGAUAUGGGCAACA
This is a messenger RNA of Stylophora pistillata, 1625 nucleotides long. RefSeq lists its product as uncharacterized. Gene Ontology annotation, cellular component: membrane; voltage-gated potassium channel complex. Lineage: Eukaryota; Metazoa; Cnidaria; Anthozoa; Scleractinia; Pocilloporidae. Gene Ontology annotation, molecular function: ligand-gated monoatomic ion channel activity; delayed rectifier potassium channel activity. Gene Ontology annotation, biological process: potassium ion transmembrane transport; action potential. The record is from RefSeq and is a predicted model, not a curated record.